AUGAACUCCUCAGACGAGCAGCAGCGCACAUUGUGCGAUCAGGACCAGGCUGUUUUACUCCUCACUAAGGACAAUGUCACCUCUUAUAUGUACAGCCAGGAGGAUACAGUGGUGAUUUGUAUCAUCAUGCCAGUUAUUCUGACCAUAGGAUUGCUUGGAAAUGGUGCUUUUCUGAUAGUCAUCGCACGUGUACCUUGGAUGCGGAAAGUUACUAGUAAUCUCUACCUAGCUUGCUUGGCGGUUGUUGAUAUAACACUCAUCGCUGUGGCAAUUGGGGUUCGCCUAACCCGAUUCCUUGCCUCUCCCAUCUUGACCGAUGACACCGUCCUCGGAGUACCUGGGUGUGUUACUCUGUACUUCAUCUCCGACUUGUGCUUCUUCUUGUCUCAAUUCCUGAUCACGCUUAUUUCAUUUGAGAGAUACAACGCCGUGUGUCGGCCGUUUACUUUCAGGAGUAAAUCGGGGGGUGGGAGGAGGACGCGGGUGCCUGCAAGGCGGGUCGCGGGGUGUUUCCUCGCCGGGGCUGCAGCCGCGAGUCUCAUCAUCCCGGAUAGAAUGAUCUGGAAGGAAACGUGUAUCUCAUGGUAUCCACCAGGAUCAGGAGACGACUUUGACGACCUACCUACCUCCAUAGGCCAGUGCUCUUCCGUGGUAACAUGGUACUUCAAUUUCUCCAACUGUAUCCAGACUGUUCCGUUCUUUUUGACGAUGAUCAUGAACUUGACGCUGUACGUCCUAACUGCACGGAAGCUCUACAUUGAGGCCAAACGAAGGGGGCCUUUUAGUGCCAAUACAGAGGAGCAAAAUCGAAUACGGGAUCAGAUCACCAGAAUGCUGAUCUUCAAUGGUACGGCUUUCUUCAUCUUUCUAGCGCCGUUCGAGUCCAUCGCUCUAGCCCUGACCAUCAGGGAUUUGAGCGGGGCACCACCGGCUCUGACCGCCAAUCAGUUCUCCCUGGCUCUUAACAUAUGCCGUUGUUUAGUCUAUGUUAACUCGGCUGUCAAUCCAUUUAUUUAUACACUGACAAGUCCAGCUUAUAGAAGAGCUUUCUUAGAGGCAGCGGGAAUUGUAAAGAAGCAGGAGUUUGCAUCUCAUUCCCAUCAAGAUCGCGAUGGUUUGAAUCUUUCAGAUCAAGCCAGAUCGUUAGACCAAGACCUUAACGUACACUAG
Molecule: messenger RNA, 1170 nt
Organism: Asterias rubens (European starfish)
Lineage: Eukaryota; Metazoa; Echinodermata; Asteroidea; Forcipulatida; Asteriidae
Product: leukotriene B4 receptor 1-like
Exons: 1
Coding region: 1-1170 (389 amino acids)
Biological process (GO): G protein-coupled receptor signaling pathway
Cellular component (GO): plasma membrane
Molecular function (GO): G protein-coupled receptor activity
Source: RefSeq, a predicted model, not a curated record